AUGUCAAGAAGAAAAGUCUCACGAAUCGUCGUCAAACCUUGCUCAAGCCCGGAUUUUGCCUUUGAAAAAUUACAAAUUGCCCCGAAAGAAAGCACGAGCAAACUGUCAAAUGAGCUUCCGAGCUGUCCAAAUUGUCAAAAAUACAGAGCGGAAAUCAAGAAGUUACGAUCGCUGAAAAAGGUUAACGAAAGCUUUUUUACUCCGCCGGUUUUGGUCGCCAAUGUCGCAACAAUGACUCCACCAAUGGUCAAACUCCCCGUUCUCAAAGCAAAAUCAACGAAGAAAACUACUGGAACCCGAAGAUCUAAUUUUUGGCCAUUCAUGAAAGGGACUAAAACCAAAACAAGACGACGGAGAACUGUUUCCACCCCCGAUAUUGGCAUCAUUGACGAAUCAAAUCUAAGCAAAUCAUCGUCAGUUCUCGAUCUUCUUCCCCAAGUGCCGCAGCAGAAAAUGAAAAUAAACUUGGCGAGAUCGAAAAUUCCUUUCGGAGACAUGAGAGAUUUCUUCAAGUGGCUUUUUGCCGCUCUUCUGGGUGCUGGCAUCGCCCUGGCAAUCGCCCUCCCCCUUCUCUUCAUCGGAGAAGAGCCAUAUGAACCAACUAUCGGCAAAAAUGGCCAAGUCUUCCCUGACAAAGAUUUCCUCCUUUUUGAAGAUAUGUGGAAGGGAAAACUCAGCUCGAAAUCCUUCAAUCCGACUUUUUCCGCUGUGAACCCGAACCAGUAUUUUUGCACAGAAAACUUGAGCGAUGGAAAAUUUAUGAUUUACCGGAAGAACAUUGAUGAUUAUGAUGGAGAAUCGGAUGAUUGCUCUGUUGGAGAGAAGGUGACAAAAUCAACUGCCUUCAGCGAGUGGUACAGAAGCAAGGGAAUGCAGAAAUAUUAUCUUUCGCCUGAUGAGAAAUUUGCUUUGGCGAGAAAUAAUUAUAUGAAGCAGUGGCGACACUCUUACUUCUCCGACUACUACGUUUUCGAUCUUGUAAAUGAGCAAGAGCUAACAAAUGCCAAUAUUGCGACUUUCAAGCAGGUUCAAUAUGCGACUUGGUCACCGAACGUCAAUGGAAUUCUGAAAUUGCUCUGGGUUGACAACAACAAAGAUAUUUACUUCGCUUCUGUUAGUGAUCGGUUUUCGACAGCAAGGAGAGUAACUGAUGACGGAGGCUGGUGCAUGGAAAACGGAGAACAUCACCUUCUAGGAAUUGGAUACGCGUCUGACCCAACAAAAUGCAUCUACAACGGCGUGCCAGAAUGGAAUUACGAAGAAGAAAUGGUCUCCACCACAAACACAAUCUACUGGGCCCCAGAUGGCAAGUCUUUCACUUUCGCCGCCUUCGACGUCUCUGAAAUCGAACUUCUCAAAUACAGCGUCUACCCAGAAAAAGCAACAGCUUCAAGUCCCAAGGAAAUCGUCAAGGACUCAAUCGAUCAGUUCCCAAGAGUCAAUACGAUCCACUACGCAAAAGCAGCUGGAAAAAUCGCCAAGACAAAAUUCUACAUUGUCGAUGCUUCAAAAUCAACUUUCAACGAGGCCACUGAUAAAAAAGAACUCGUGCCAAUCGGUGGAAUCCUCGAUUUUGAGCGUGGAACUGGAGGCGAUCCGGAAAACCGCUAUUUUACCCGACUUUCCUACGCGGCCGAUAGUUCUAGAUUUGCCAUGGUCUGGUCUAGCCGCGCUGGAACUCAAUCAAAAACUGUCGUUUGCAAUACUGACAUCGCAAACACUGACUGCUCAAUUCGAGGAGGCGAAACUGGUGGCGUUUUUGGUGAGUUUGAUGAUGAAGGUCAUGUUUGGACAAAUUUGGACGAAAAAGGUGGGCAGAAGAAUAUGUACCACGGAUGGGUCGGGGAUUUCGGCCCGUUUGAGCCCAUUCUAACUGGGGAUGAGUAUUUUACGAUUCAUUCAAAGAAAGUGGAUGGGUCGGAACAAACAGACUCGCAUGCCUACGGGAUGAAAAUCAAGGAUGGCUACUGGAAUAUCGCACGUGAGUCAUUCCGAGGUCUCCCAGACGGCAUCACGGAAUUAACCUGGAUCACUGACACGACGGAGGAUCAAUGGGUGGUUACGCAACUCAAUUUCUAUGACUCCGUCAAUCAGAUUCUCUACUUUACCGGAGCGCGAGGAAACGAAGUAAGACAUCGCCAGCGCCAUGUCUUCCGAGUUUCCACAGCCGGAGUGAAUUUUCCAGUGAAGGAGCCUGAAUGCGUUACUUGUGAGCUCGAGCAAGAUCAAAAUGGAGCCUCUCAUUGUGGAUGGGUUAAUUUUAGAAGAAAUUGCCAAGAAACUGUCGGAGGAACCUGUAAAAUGCGCUUUAUCGCCAACUGCCGAGGAAAUCUUCGCCCUAAGACCUUCAUCACCCCUGCCGAUCAAGAUUUCUCCAUCACCGGCAAGAUCUCCUUCAAUUUGAUUCAAGACAACACCAAGCUGCAAAAUACGCUCGACGAAAUGAAGGGCUACCCAACGACAAUUUACGGAACAUGGGAAAAUCCAAAAUGGGGAGGACUCAAACACAACUUUGAAAUGUUCGUCCCAAAGAGUUUCUUUAUCGAUGGAAAUGAACGAAAUGAAUGGGCCGAUCGCCUCGACAAAACACGAGUUUCUCUUUACGGGUGGUCUUACGGAGGAUACACUACGACACACAUUAUCGGAUACGGAGGCGGAGAGCACGGCAAGAUCUUCACAAGUGGUGUUGCGGUAGCUCCUCUUGCUGAUAGAAGAUUUUAUGACGCGAUGCAUGCUGAGCGAUACAUGGAUUUCACUGGCGAACCAAAUGAACUUCUAUCUCCGCACUGGAAAAACUGCUCAAUGAUUGAAAGACCCAUCCUCGAAAACGACAUGGCGCAUUUCCGAGACACAGAAUAUCACCUUAUUCAUGGAACAAAUGACGACAAUGUCCACUUUUUAUCCGCCGCUAGAAUGACCAAAGAACUAACCAAGCGAGGCAUUGAAUUUGACAACUUCUUCUAUGCUGAUGAAGAUCAUUCAAUCCGGUCAACGACUCUCACUCAACAGCAUAUUUACCGAAACAUCAUCAAGAGAAUCGUUCAUUCUUGGGGAUACGUUUGGAAUGGAGAUGGAGAAGGAUACAAUAGGCAAUAA
Messenger RNA from Oikopleura dioica, 3096 nucleotides. The record is from the annotation of a GenBank genome assembly. Lineage: Eukaryota; Metazoa; Chordata; Appendicularia; Copelata; Oikopleuridae.